AUGGUCUCAGGAUCCAUCUCAAAGAUGCUGUCUGGAAGCUUCAAUUUGAUGACACUUGAUUGGAGGUACAACAAGCUAUCUGGUGGUAUACCACGCUAUAUUGGCAAACUUAGAGACCUCAGGGUUCUUCUAUUUGGGGGAAAUGAAUUGCAUGGUCAUAUUCCUUUGCACUUAUGUCAGCUGCAGAAACUAACAAUUACGGAUCUUUCUCAAAAUAAAUUUUCUGGGCCACUACCUUCAUGCUUCAGCAACAUCUCUUUCGGCAGAGGACACUUUGCCGCAGAUGCAUUUCUUCCUCUUGACACGAUAGUCACUACAUUGGGAAACCCAAUAGGACUGGCAUCCUUGGAUCUUUCUUACAACAAUUUCAGUGGCGAAAUACCUUCAGAGCUGGCAUCCUUGAACUUCUUGUCCAUCUUCAAUGUGUCAUACAAUAACUUGUCUGGCAGAACACCUGAUACAGGGGAGUUUGCAAACUUUGACGACAGCAAUUAUAGAGGAAAUCCAGGUCUCUGUGGACCAUUGCUCAAGAGAAGUUGUAACCCCUUUGCUCCACACCCUGAAAAUGUUGGUGAUCAAGACAUAGAAGUUGAUGGUGCAAUUGAUGUGGCAGCAUUCCCUUGGAGCUUUUUUGCUUCAUAUAUGGUGAUCGUGAUUGCACUAGUCGUACUUCUUUUCGUUAGCCCUUAUUAUAGAAGAGCAUGUUACUCUAUUGGGAUUCUUCAAUUUGGAAAAAGGUCCAAUGAAUUUGCAAGUAUUGAAAGUGGAAAUCGAGAUCUCUGUGGACCAUUGAUCAAGAGAAGUUGUGACCCCAUUGCUUCACAACCCGUAAAUGUUGGUGGUCAAGACAAAGAAGUUGAUGGCGUAAUUGAUGUGGUAGCAUUCAUUUGGAGCUCUUUUGCUUCAUAUGUGGUGAUAGUAACUGCCUUGGCCAUAAUUCUUUGUAUUAGCCCUUAUCAUAGAAAAGCAUGGUCAUAUUAUAUUGAUUAUUGGAUUCUAUCAAGAUUCUAUGAGUAUUGCAGAUCUCAUUCCUACUGA
Coffea arabica (coffee) is the source of this 1038-nucleotide messenger RNA. The record is from RefSeq and is a predicted model, not a curated record. NCBI's taxonomy places the organism in Eukaryota, Viridiplantae, Streptophyta, Magnoliopsida, Gentianales, Rubiaceae.